Molecule: messenger RNA, 2793 nt
Organism: Galendromus occidentalis (western predatory mite)
Lineage: Eukaryota; Metazoa; Arthropoda; Arachnida; Mesostigmata; Phytoseiidae
Product: lysosomal alpha-glucosidase
Exons: 7
Coding region: 1-2649 (882 amino acids)
Biological process (GO): carbohydrate metabolic process
Molecular function (GO): carbohydrate binding; alpha-1,4-glucosidase activity
Source: RefSeq, a predicted model, not a curated record
AUGCGAGCUCUGGUUUUCGUCGCCCUGUGCGCCUCCUUGGCAGUCGGUGACCCUCAGUGUGAUUUAUCUUCCGCGCUUGAAAAAUUUGAUUGCUUCCCGCAAGAUUCAUCUAACGAAGAAGAAUGCAUCGAGAGGGGCUGCUGCUGGAGAGAUACCAAUGAAUUCAAUGGUGAGCCUCGUAAAUUUCCCCCGUUGAGCGAGCCCUUCUGUUACUAUCCCCGGAACUACCAGGGAUACAAAGUCCUCAAUCAAACCUCUACAGAAGGAGGUCUCGUCGUCUACCUUGAGCGCGUGUUUCCAUCCCUCGUGGAUGUAGACAUCAGCUUGAUUCGGGUCGAGGUCAUUCACCAAAGCGAUGAAAUACUGCGGAUCCGCUUCGUCGAUCCCCUUAGCCGAAGAUGGGAGCCACCUCUGCCGGCGCCUCCUCCGCCGAAGGAGAACGUCAUCCCGAAGUAUGUCGUGAGAAUCACAGAUGACACACGUUUGGAGGUGACUCGCUUCAUUGAAUACCACGGAGGGAACAAACUCAUUGAUCUGGAUUUGGCGUCUCUUGUUUACACCGAUCAUUUCCUACAAAUCUCGAGCAGACUGCCUUCCAAUGUGGUUUACGGACUGGGCGAGCACAAGGGUUCGCUGAGGAGGAGCACCAACUUCUCGAGAUUUACGUUUUACAACGAGGAUCGAGCUCCAGAAUACAAUGCUCGGUUGUACGGCACACAUCCGUUUUAUAUCAAUAUCGAGCCAGACGGUCAGGCGAAUGGAAUGUGGCUCCUCAAUUCUAAUGCCAUGGACAUCAUUCUCCAGCCUACACCUGCUAUCACGUACCGACCUGUGGGGGGCAUUCUAGACUUCUUCCUGUUCGUGGGACCUUCUCCCGCGAAUGUCGUCGAGCAGUACCAGCAGAUGAUCGGGAAGCCGAAAAUGAUUCCUUAUUGGUCUCUCGGCUUCCACCUCUGUCGCUUCGGCUACAAGGGCGUCGAUCAUACACGGCAAAUCCUACGGAGUAAUCUGGACGCGGGCGUCCGCAUCGAUGUUCAAUGGAACGACAUCGAUUAUAUGGAGGAUCGCAACGACUUCACUCUUGACAAAACCCACUACAAAGAUCUCGGCAGCUUCGUGGACGAGCUCCACAGGGACGGACGGCAUUACGUUCUUAUCAUAGAUCCUGCGGUCAGCGGGAGCGAGGAACCGGGAGCUUACCCGCCAUACGACCGUGGACUUGACUAUGACGUUUUCGUGAAAGACGCAAAAGGUCAGGUUGUUCGCGGCAAAGUUUGGAACCGUAAAUCAAGCGUCUUCCCAGAUUUCACCCACCCGAAUUCGACCGCAUACUGGACCGAAAUGAUCAGCAAUUUCCAUGAAGAGGUUGCGAUUGAUGGUGCCUGGAUAGAUAUGAAUGAGCCUUCAAACAUGAUCGAUGGCCACAUGGAUGAAGGAUGUCCUUCUGAUUUUGAGAUCGUGUAUACUCCUGGGGACGAGCCUCUGAAAACUAAGACGUUGUGCAUGAGCGAUCGCCAUUACUGGUCCGAGCAUUACAAUGUCCACAACAUGUACGGCUUCACAGAAGCCAUUGCGACGUACCACGCCCUGGCAGCAGCGCGUCCGCGCAAACGACCUUUCAUUAUAUCGCGAUCGAGUUUCUCAGGUCACGGCUUCUAUGCCGGUCAUUGGACUGGGGACGUCUUUUCAACAUGGACUGAUCUGAAAGAUUCCGUGCCCGGAUUCCUAGAAUUUUCCUUUUACGGUAUUCCGAUGGUCGGGGUCGACAUUUGCGGUUUCAACGGGAACACGACGGUCGACUUGUGUGCUCGUUGGCAUGCGCUCGGGGCUUUUUACCCGUUCUCGAGGAACCACAAUACUGACGACGCCCUUGCUCAGGACCCCGCUUCACUCGGCGAAAAAGUAGUAACAGUCACCAAGAACGCCUACUACUGGCGCUAUAAACUCCUCCCACACCUAUAUACGCUGUUCUAUCGGGCUCACGUAGACGGCGACACUGUAGCUCGACCCCUUUUCUUCGAGUAUCCUAGAGAUUCGAAUACCUAUGAUAUCGAUGAGCAAUUUCUCUGGGGCGACUCGCUGAUGGUAGUUCCAGCGUUGCACGAAAACCAAAAAACCAUCAACGCUUAUUUCCCCCGAGGGAUUUGGUACGACCUUCAAAACAGAACCGCCACCGUCGACGCUCCUCUCCAGGGGAAAUACAUCACUAUUCCCGCUUAUGAGGAUACCAUAAACUUCUUUAUGAGAGGAGGCCGGGCAGUCUUCUACCAAGAGCCUGGGGACACUACCACGGAUUCUCGCGAGAAACCAUAUGGACUCUACAUCUUCUUGAGCCACGAGUCAUAUGCCAUGGGAGAACUUUACAUAGACGAUGGGGAGAGCAUAGACGCGGUCGAAAAUCGCGAAAACAGCUUGAUCACGGUACUCGCGAACGACCGAGAGAUCCUUCUCGGCAACGAGAGUCGAAAGCCCAUCGAUAAUCAACUAGACCGGAUUCACUUCUAUGGGGUGACUGCGAAACCAACGGGCAUGACGGUGAACUAUCAGCCUUUCACAGACUUCCAGUACGAUGCGUCACGCCAGAUACUCACGAUCUACAAUAUGGACGCUGCGCUGACAUUCAUCACUAUCACCAUCACUUAUCCGUGAGAAGUUGUCGAAGCUCCGGAUUCUAUCGCAUGCGUGGGCACACAGUUGGUAUUUAGCGGGAUUCUACCUCAGUAGAGCAGAUCCAGCGCUGAGACGUUGUGAAUAAAAUGUGUUUCAAGUAUUUUAUCAAUAAAGCAAUUCCUC